Molecule: messenger RNA, 735 nt
Organism: Metarhizium album ARSEF 1941
Lineage: Eukaryota; Fungi; Ascomycota; Sordariomycetes; Hypocreales; Clavicipitaceae
Product: GNAT family acetyltransferase
Exons: 2
Coding region: 1-735 (244 amino acids)
Molecular function (GO): acyltransferase activity, transferring groups other than amino-acyl groups
Source: RefSeq, a predicted model, not a curated record
AUGGCGACAGGUCCACGAGCCGGAGGCGGGCACGACGUGUCCAGGCCGUCAGCGUUCGACAUUGUGAUCCCGCUCGCCGACGACGCGGCCGCCACGGCAGACGUGCACCUCCGCGCCAUGGAGCGCGACGUCCUGACCAACGCGCAGUUCCCGAAUCCUCAGGCGUGGGAGUAUUUCCGCGGGUGGCUCGCGGAGAACACGCGGGAGCACAUCCAGCAUCCUAGCAAGGGGGUCUUGAUCGCGCGGGAUCCGACGACCGGCGACAUUGCAAGCUUGAUCAAGUGGCUGGAGUAUGGACAGGCCGGCGAGGUUUCCGUGGCGCCGCCGGCGGCGGCUGUGGAGGAGCAAGAGUGGCCCGAGUGCUGUGGACGGUCGAUCCUCAACGAGUAUGCGAGCAUUGCCGGAGAUAUAAGGAGGAGGGUUCUUGGCCAGAGGCCGUAUUUUCAGACUCUGGAAACCCCUACAACAGACGUGACUUUUCUAUGCACCGAUCCCAAAUGGGGCGGCCGCGGUGCUGCAUCGGCUUUGCUGAGAGAGCUGGAGGCAAUGGCAGAGGACGCCGGCAAGGCCAUCGUCUUGGAAGGCGUCAUUUCUGCUGUGCCACUCUACAAGAGAUUAGGUUUCGAGACGAGACAGCAGCUGCAGAUGAUGCUGCCACCUCGCGGGUCGACGGAGCGGACGGAACGAUAUCUAGAGCACACCAUGGUCUGGACGCCGCCUUCACUGGAGCCAUGA